CCUUACGUCACGUGUUAUAAAUAUGUAUAUAAAAGAGACUAGCUCUGAUUAUCUUCAGUCUUACCAUACAUUCCGUUGCCUACCGUUCGUCUAGCUUAGCCAGGCGCCAUGAAAAUUGUCAUCUCCACCCUCCUCCCCCUCCUAGCCUGUGCUGUGGCAGCAGCUAGGGACCACCACGUCCAUCCUGAGAGACUAUCCGCUCUCUCUCCCAGAACGACCAAAGCCUCAGGCACUGCUUCUUCUUCUCCUUCUUCGGCAGCAGCAGCUGAACGGGCAGCCAUCGCCGAGAGAGUUCACAGCGCAGAGCGAGCAGCCAUUGCUGAGAGAGUCGCCAAGGCAGAGAGAGCGGCACUCGCGGAGAGGUUCGCCAACGCAGAGAGGGCCGCCAUAGUCGAGCGGGUUGCCAACGCGGAGAGGGCAGCGAUUGCAGAGCGAGUGGCCUCAGCAGAGAGGCUAGCUCACGCCGAGAGGCUAGCUCACGCAGAGAGACUAGCUCACACCGAGAGGCUGGUCCACUCUGACAGACAUGCUCACGCUCACAAUGACAGGAUCCCACAUCCAGAGAGGGUCCCACACUCCGAAAGGCCCCAUCAGCAGCACUCAAACAGGAUCACCCACUCUCCCACUCCUAAACAUCACUCAGAGCAUCAUGCGCACUCGGAAAACUCAGCUCACCCAGACAGGUUCCUCCAUCCCGUGGAGAGGCCAGCUCACUCUGACCACGAGCCCCAGCUCGAGAAGUUCCUCCACUCCGACAGGCCGCACAGUCAUCCAACGGCCAAACCAAUAGCCAUUCUCAGCAGCCACCAGAUCACCACCGACGAGUUCGGGUCCCACAGCUCCGCGUUCGAGGCGGAGAACGGCAUCCAGUUCGAGUUCUCUGGCUCGCAGGGGAUCGACGGAGGGGCGAACAUGAUUGGAUCCUACAGCUACCCAAUGGAGGACGGGUCCAUAGCUACGUUCAACUUCGUGGCUGACGAAAACGGUUACCAACCCCAGUCCGACCUCUUACCAGUGGCUCCAGCCUUCCCACACCCAAUCCCACAGUUCGUCCUCGAGCAGAUCGAGUUUGCCCGUCUCCAGGACGAGCGCAAGAGCCUCGAGGGCCACCUGAAUUGAGGAGAUGUUGAUAGUUCUUUAACUGUGGCUGUAUAGAGAGCUCGUAAAAGUACGAUUGGGGGAGUUAGCGGUAUACAUUAUUUAUCCUUUCUGAUUAUUUUUCAAGUAAAGAGAUGUUUAUUUAUCAGUGAUGUAUAAUACUUUGUUAAAAUAUUUAUUUACUUAUUACUUUCUUGAGGCUAUAACUGAUUUUUCAAGUAAACAAAUGAUUAUUUAUCAUAUUUAAUAUUUUCUCAAGAUAUUUAUCCAUUUAUUACUUUCUUGAAGCUAUAACUGGUUUUUCAAGUAAACAGAUAGUUAUCUAUCAGUCAUAUACAAUAUUUUGUUUAAAUAUCUAAUCUUACAAACUUUUUUGAAGUUUAAUUGGCAUAAAAGGCAAUCCGUAUGGUAUGGUGAGAACUUGUAUCUCCAAAUAUAUUCGAAA
Messenger RNA from Macrobrachium nipponense, 1543 nucleotides. RefSeq lists its product as uncharacterized. The coding region runs from base 109 to 1119 and encodes 336 amino acids. The record is from RefSeq and is a predicted model, not a curated record. The transcript has 3 exons. NCBI's taxonomy places the organism in Eukaryota, Metazoa, Arthropoda, Malacostraca, Decapoda, Palaemonidae.